AUGGCCGACUUCGAGGAUUUCGACAUCAGCGCGAGCUUGCCCGCGAAGGUGGACAAGAAUGUGCCCCCGAUGGAUCCUGGAGAGACGUCGCUGUUCCGGCUGUUGCGGUCGGGGCUCUUUCAGAAGGCGGAGGUCUCUUUGCGAAAGCUUGGGCAGAUGCCAGCAGGGCUCGGAGUGAACGCGCAGGAGGAGACCUGGAGUUGGGGGUUGCUGCACUUCGCUGCGCACAAGGGCGAAGUGGGGCUAAUGGAAUGGCUCCUGAAGCAGAAAGCCAGGCCCGAUAUUCCGGACGAGGAGGGCAACACCCCUUUGGUCCUCUGCGCCAAGUCCAACCACGUUCAGGCGAUGGAGAUGCUCAUGGCCCGUGGUGCAAGCAUCGCGCAGAGGACAAAGGAGCAGGGCUUCACCCCGCUCCUUUGGGCAGCAGUUGGAGGCCACAAGGAGGUCACGAAGAGCCUCCUGCAGGCAGAGGCGGAGGUCGAAGAGCAGGACUACGACGACCGAACGCCUUUGAUUUGGGCCUCUCGGUUGGGUCACAUGGGCGUCGUCAAGAUCCUUCUAAAGGAAUGCCCCGAUCUCACCUGGCGCGACAAAGAAGGGCUUACGGCACUGGAUCAUUGCCGGGAGCACCUGGAGCUCCGAGCUGCGGUGGUGCUGGCGCAGGAGCAAUACACCCGACUCAUGGAGGGUGCCCAGCGCAACGACGUGCAGGCUGUGGGACACCUUCUGGAGCACGGAGCCGUUCCCCGCUACCGGGAUGCCAGUGGUUGGACGCCGCUCCACUGGGCUGUCCUCCAUGAAGCCAGCGAGAUGUCGAAGCUCCUGGUGCGCUACGGCGCCUCGCCGGAGCUCCUAGGCGAAGAGUCCGAGCUUUGCUCACAGCUCGCCUCGCGGGGUCGGCGCGUCGGCACGAAGCUGUCGAAGAUCUUGGGCGCAAACACUCAGCUGCUUGCAGCCGCAGAGGCGGCAGACCUCGCAUCUGCGAGGCAAGCUGUGGAGGAUGGAGCAUGUCCAGAUGCACGCCAGGGCAUGGACGGGGGCGGUGGCGGCCAGGCGCCACGCGGAGGACCCUUGUCUCUGCUCGCACGGCAGGAGGAGAUCCUCCAGGGAGCCGAGGUGGCAGCAGAAAUGGGAGCCGAGCCUCGGGGCGAAGGCAGCGGACGGAACAUGACCGCCAUGAUGUGGGCCGCCAGGCAUGGCUUGGCCGACAUGGUCCGGCUCCUGGGUACCGCAAAUGCUGAUGUGAACUUACGCGACUCGAGAGGCUGGACGGCCGCACUCUGGGGGUCCCUCCGCGGUGAUGCUGAGACAAUCUCGGUCCUCUACCACUUCAAGGCCGAUCUGCUCCAGCGAAGCUGGGAGGGUGACUCGCCGAUGCAUCUCACAGUGCGCUGCGACUUUGCCGCUGCUCUUCAGUGCCUUCUUGCAGCGGACGCCAGCAUCGAGGAGCGCAGCAUCCAGGGGCAGACACCCUUGCACGUGGCCGCGGCGUGCGGCAGCACGAAGUGCAUGCUUGUCUUGCUCCAUUACGGGGCCAAAGUAGCUUUCAAGGACAAGCUGGAUCGCACUGCCAUCCUCAUUGCAGCUUGCGGCGUGAGCCCCAAAGCCUGCGAGAUACUGACUGCGGCCCGCCUUCCCGACCUUCCGGAGCUGCCCAUCCGCUUGGAACAAGAGAACUCGGUCAUCCAAGAGGAGCCGGGUAACGGAUCAGAGCUGACGGAGGAGAUGCUGGACCAGGCUUCCCGCUCCAAGGGACUUCUCGGGGCCAAGGGCAAAGGCGGAGCUGGCAAAACGAUGCCCAAGAGUCCUACCCGGAGCUCGGUGCUUCGGCAAGACAGCUCAACAAGGCGCCCGAGCUUGACGAAUCGGACUCGAUCGAAGGCAAGACAGGCCACGAAUGCUUCAGCGAGCAGUUUUAUGGCAGAAGAGCCGGAGGAUCCGGCCGAGGCAUCUCGACCAGGCUCUCGCAAAAACUCAGUGACACAGUUGCCCUUCGCCGGCUCGCGGCGACCAUCCCGCGAGGUGAGCCUCACGGGAUCUCGGAAGAAUUCCAGGGAGACCGGCAGCGUCACCCUGGGACUCAGCAUGAGCCUUGGCUUCCGACGGCCUUCGCGCGGUGAGGUAUCUGCCACUGGGACGCGGGCAUUAUCUUCCACGGAUGAGGCAUCCAACGACGGAUGCUCCUCCUCGACGAAGGAGGAGACGGCAUUCAAGGAAGAGGUUGCACCCUUCGGCCGUGAGCUACUCACCCUUGCCGCCGAACGGCGCCAAAAGAAGCUGUCCAAAGCUGCACAUGGCGGAGGCAACAAGGUCCUUCUAGACACGGGCGACAAGGGCAUGACUGUCCUGCACUAUGCCGUGGCAGCAGGACGAACAGCAGGCCACUUCCGAGUGCUCAGCAAACUCGUCGAGCUGAAGGCCAACUGUAAUGCGAAGGAGAAGAACGGUCGCACUCCACUGAUGCAGGCCGCAGCAGUCGGCUACACGGAGGCCGUAGAGCGAAUGCUCCGAGAUCCGAGCACAAAGGUCGCUGAGAAGGACCGUGGCGGCCGCACAGCAGCGGAUCACGCGGCAUCGCAGCACAUCCAGAUGAUGAUUGAACGCGCGAUGGUGCAAGACAGGACGGGUCAGCCACGGCAGAGCUUGGAUUUCCAAGACCGCUCGCAACUCUUCCAAACUGACGCAAGCGACAAGGAGGACGCCGUCUUCCGAGUCAGGAUGGAGAAGUUACCAACACGAAUGUCGGCGGAGGCGCUCGAAAACAAGAUCCAAGUGCUGCUCAAGAAGGUUGUAGUCCGGCCAGUUCACAUGGAGGUUGUUAUGGAUCCAAUUAUGGGAAGGCCACGUGGUCACUGCUACUUGGAUUUCUUGGAUUCACAGUCAUCAGAGAAAGCAUUGGAGCUGGAUGGCCUCGAAGUGGCUGGGAGCCGUAUCCGGAUGUUCCGGGACGUGGCUUUAGCGAUGGUCCGGUGA
Messenger RNA from Symbiodinium sp. CCMP2456, 2973 nucleotides. The record is from the annotation of a GenBank genome assembly. NCBI's taxonomy places the organism in Eukaryota, Dinophyceae, Suessiales, Symbiodiniaceae.